AUGGCGGCAUAUGGAGUCAUAAAACCAUUUCAAGAUGGUGACGACAUUGAAUGUUUUUUGGAAAGACUGGAGCAAUAUUUCUACGCCAACAACAUUUCAAAAGAACUUCGGACGUCAGUUUUACUAACAAUGAUUGACGAAAAAGUUUACAAAGUCAUUAAAAGUACAUUGCAUCCGGAGCUGCCUAAGACGAAAACACUUGUGGAAUUACAAACAGCGUUACGCCUGAGAUACAAAACCAGAAUAUCUCAUUUUAGAAAAAGGACAGCAUUUGACAAAUUACAACAAGAAGAUGGAGAAACCAUCACUAAAUGGUACGCAAGAGUUUGUGACUCUGCCACGGAAUGUGAAUUCGGCACGUGUAUUGACGACAGAAUCAAGGACAAGUUUGUUACAGGCAUGAGAAGUGGGCCUAUUUUUGAAAGGCUGUGUGAAGAACCUAUUACUAAGAAGUUGGCUGAUUUGUUGGACAUAGCAUUGAAUAAGGAAGCAGUAUUACAUGAAAGACAAGCACCAGUGCAUCGGGUCACUAAAUCUACCAAGUCCACAAUUUCACAAAGUUCCAAGUCUCAAGGUGAGAAACAAAAAAGUACUGAAACAUUAUUGACAUGUAUCCAUUGUGGAAAAUCCAAUCAUUCCUUUGCAAAAUGUAAAUAUAAGAAAUAUACUUGCAAACUGUGUAAAAAGGUUGGACAUUUAGCUUCAGUAUGUAAAGCCAAGGCGGCAAAUACAAACAACUUGGAGGUGGAGGAGGAGAUUAUUGAUAUUUUCACAAUGAUGCCGGAAUUACAGGUGCCAUCGUUAAAUUACAUUUCUCCAUUCAUAGUGCAGUGUGAAAUUAACUCUAAAUUAAUUGAUAUGGAGCUGGACACAGGUGCAGCAGUGUCAUGUGUGCCAGAAAGUGCUGAUAAUUUGGAAGAUUACUUAGAAAACUUUUCUGAUCUUUUUAAAAAUGAGUUAGGUGUGAUAAAGGGAGAAGAAGUUAAUUUAGAACUUAUUGAUAAGGAUGUUAAGCCUGUUUUCCACAAGCCAAUUCCUAUUCCCCAUGCAUUCAAGGAGAAAGUAGAUGAGGAAUUAAGGAAGUUGGAACGGGAAGGUGUUAUUACAAAGGUUGAAAGUUCUAAAUGGGGAACUCCUUUAGUACCAGUUGUCAAAGAUAAUGGCAAAUUACGUUUAUGUGCAAAUUAUAAAAUUACAGUUAAUAAAUAUAUUAAAGAUGUUAACCAUCCUUUACCUAGAAUUGAUGAUAUUUUUAGUGCCUUACAGGGAGGUGAGAAAUUUACAAAACUUGAUUUGCGCAAUGCUUUUAAUCAAUUAUUAUUAGAUAAUAGCACAGGGGAGCUAUUAGCAUGGUCUACAAGUAAGGGCAUAUUUAAACUUAACCGAUUACCUUAUGGUACUAAGCCAGCAAGCUCCAUUUUCCAAGCUAAGAUGGAAAAAAUUCUAUUAGGAGCCAAAGGUGUUGUAAAUUUUAUCGAUGAUGUUUUGGUUACAGGAUGCAAUGAUGAGGACCAUUUAAAUAAUCUCAAGGAGGUGUUAAAAAGAUUUAAAGAGGUUGGAAUAAGAUUGAAUAAGUCAAAAUGUUUAUUUUUUCAAAAUGAGAUUAAUUAUCUUGGUCACAUUAUAUCUAAAGAAGGUCUAAAGAAGGAUCCAGCUAAAUUAGAGGCCAUCAUCAAUGCUCCUGUACCCAAUAAUGUCACGGAAGUAAGGUCUUGGAUUGGUAUGGUUGGAUAUUAUUCAAAGUUUGUUCCUCAGUUAUCAGUUAAAUUAAAACCAAUGUAUGAUUUAUUACAAAAGGAUAGAAAAUUUAUAUGGACAAAAGUUUGUAAUGAUAGUUUUGAACAAGUUAAAAAAGAAAUUGUUUCUGAUAAUAUUUUAAUCCAUUUUAAUAGAGAUUUACCUUUAAGAUUGUCUUGUGAUGCUUCGCAAAAUGGUAUAGGUGCUGUACUCAGUCACAUUUUGCCGGACGGUACUGACAGGCCUAUUAGUUUUAUUUCACGUGUUUAUAGCAAAGCUGAAAAAGGAUACUCGAUGAUCCAUAAGGAAGCUUUAGCAAUUUAUUGGGCAGUCCAAAAAUUUUAUCAGUACUUAGUAGGUUCCAAGUUUGAGUUACAGUCAGACCAUAAACCUUUGCAAGCUCUAUUUGGAGAACACAAGAGCCUGCCACAAAUGGCUGCAGGACGGCUCCAAAGGUGGUCCACAUUUUUAUCAGGAUUUAAUUAUACUUUUAAAUAUAUUAAAGGAAUGCAUAAUGUAAUAGCUGAUUGUAUGUCAAGAUUGCCAUUGCAAAAUAAUUCUUGUAUUAAGCAAACAAAUGAAUAUGAGUAUAUAAAUUUGGUAGCAGAUCAAAAUAUUGUUAAUUUAGAUUUAGUCAGGUCAGAAACUAGGAAAGAUCCUAUUUUAAGUUCAGUAUUUAAUAUGAUACGUUAUGGAUUUCCAAAAUUUACACAAAAUAAUUCUCUUAAACCAUAUUUACAAAAGAAGAACGAACUAUAUAUUGACCAGAAUGUUAUUAUGUGGGGAUAUAGAGUUGUCAUCCCUGAGAAAUUAAGAUCACAUUUACUCAAAGAACUUCAUUCUACACAUGAAGGCAUUGUCAAAAUGAAAUGUAACGCUAGGUCUUACUUUUGGUGGCCAGGUUUAGAUAUGCAAAUUGAAAAUUUAAUUAAAUCUUGUGAUGUAUGUAUGACAUAUCGUUCAGAACCACCAAAAGCACCAAUUAUUUCAUGGCCAAGAACUAAGGUUCCAUAUGAGCGUGUACAUGCUGAUUUUCUAGGGCCAAUAGAUAAUAAGAUGAUUUUGUUAAUAAUUGAUUCUUAUAGUAAAUGGCCUGAGGCAUUUAUUGUCAAAAGUUUAGAUUCAAAACAGACGGUUGAAAGGUUUAGGGAGUGUUUCAGCCGAUUUGGAUUACCGAAAGUUGUAGUUACCGAUAAUGCGGCAACAUUUAUUAGUAAGGAGUUUUCUGAAUUUCUUUCCAAGAACGGGAUAGUACAUGAAACUUCUCCACCCUUUCAUCCGGCUACCAAUGGCUUCGCAGAAAAUGCUAAACUCAAUUCAUAUUGUUACUGGUGUUUCACCUUCUCAGUUGAUGUUUCAAAGGAAACUUAG
This is a messenger RNA of Amyelois transitella, 3108 nucleotides long. RefSeq lists its product as uncharacterized. Gene Ontology annotation, molecular function: nucleic acid binding; zinc ion binding. The transcript is spliced from 3 exons. The coding region runs from base 1 to 3108 and encodes 1035 amino acids. The record is from RefSeq and is a predicted model, not a curated record. Lineage: Eukaryota; Metazoa; Arthropoda; Insecta; Lepidoptera; Pyralidae. Gene Ontology annotation, biological process: DNA integration.